CCGUGAAGAGAAGUGUACGGUUUACACAGCUGAAGAGCGAGUGAAGUUCAGAGGCGUUCACAGUCACACUCUCGAUUUCGGUUUUGUUUCAGCAUGUUGCUUGGCAGGGACAGGAAAGUGAACUCGCGGUAAAGAACGAUGAGCACGUGCCGUUGGUGUACCCCUUUGGUCCUGAGUGCUACAGAGUUGCUUCAGAAAUAUUGCAGUGGACAGCUUUUAGCUGAUGAGGAGCGAGCUCUCAAUGAGGACCUCUGCUUCUGCCUGGACUGUGUGGUGGAAUACCACAGAGCGAGAGAUGAGCUUCCAUCGCUGCACAAGCGGCUGUGGGAGUUGGAGAUAUCUCGUCUCUUGGCUCGCUUCUCCCAGGUGUCUGAGGAGGAGUUGGAGGAUGACUUACUCAUUGUGGAAGAUGAACAGGAGAUACAUGUCCCAAAGAUCACAGGAGCUGAAUUUGAAAACUUUUUGCGGGUCCCCUUGACCGAAGUUUUAAGGUACCCCUACUUAAUGGCACAUCCAAAACUAUGUGACAUGUGUGUGGAUGCACUCUGUAAGAUGGAGAAAUCAAACUCAUUACAAGUCUUUGAAAAAUUGCAGGGGAUAUACCUCCUGCUGGUACACCCCAAUGAAGAGGUAAGGCGGUGGGCAAUUCGCACUGCCAAAUCUCUGGGGAAAGUGGACAGAGAUGACUUUUAUGACCUUAAGGAUGUCUUCUGCAGCAUGUUUCGUGUCCUUGAUCUUGACCUCUUCCACAAUUCCGAUGUGUACAGUUACAUUCCGGAGAAUAGCAAGAAUGCUUUACUUCCGCAUCAUCUUUAUGAUGCAAAAAACCCCAAAGAUUACUGGCUAGGAAUAUGCAUGCUUCUAACCCAGCUGGAUGCUCAGGCAAUGGACUCAUUGUUACUGGGCCCAGACAAGCAGACUGAAAUUAUCCAGUGUAUUGUUAAAACAAUGGAGAACACAACUGAAGAUGAAAGCUCAGAUCCUUUCUGGCCAUCUCUGCAGUGUUUCAUGGUGAUACUGGAUCGUUUGGGCUCCAAAAUUUGGGGUCAGCUGAUUGAACCUACCUGCCCUUUCCAGACAAUAACGGGGAGCCCCAGUUACACUGCUGAGAUUGAAAACAUACGUCGGAACACAAUGUUUAAAGUCAAAGUUGAAAUGGAGCCUGAUGAUGACUUUGUGACAUGCAGUCAAAUAAUCUAUGACUGUAAUACUAAGGAAAAACAGGCCAGUGUUAGAAGGUCAAUGAGCACCCAAGGCAGCAGUGUCAUUUAUGAGGAGAUGCAAUCCUUGGUCAGUGUGCUACAGUUAGACAUGGGCAAGGACAUGCGAGUUCACAACAGCACCUUCUUGUGGUUCAUCCCUUUUGUCCAGUCUGUGAUGGACCUCAACAAUCAUAGUAUUGUUUACAUUGGAGAGAUCAUCCACUACCUGUGUGAAGAAAUAAAAGAUCUGAUCAGUGGAAGAAUACAGACCUGUGACAAAGUAACAGAAUUCUUCACCUUCAUCCUUGUAUUCAUUAUCGAGUUGCACUUAAGUAAGCAACGUAUGAAUGUACUAUAUUACAGUGUACCUAAGUGGGUGGAAGUAAUAGUUAAAUGUGCCUUGUUGCCUAGUGCAGCCUUCAGUCGUGGCUUUGACAGUGGGUCACAUUGUGUAUCCUCUACCACUUCUUCAUCCUGGAAUUCCAGAGUGAACACUGCAGUCCCCCAGGCAUGCAUGCAGAUAAUACGGUCUCUUCUAAGAGAGGGUGGCAAACUGUCUUCACACGGGAAAGCUAUGCACUAUCUGAACUUGCUUAACAAGCAGAUUCGUGAAGCUCCGCAGAAGCAUUGGAAACUUGAGACCUUCGAGGCGAAGGAACUACAGAACUGUUUAAAACAGCUUGUGAAGUUGAUGAAAGACAACCAUUCCGCUACAGCUUCAAACACUGACAGUGUAAGUACAGAAAUGUUGCCCCCUAAUAGCAGUAAUGAUAGUUUUGGCUCCAAUGAAGACUGUAAACAGCUUUUAAAAAAGGAAUCAACUUGGGAUAAUGUUCACUGCAAUCUGACAGAACAGAACAACAAUUAUAAUGUAAACAUGAAAAUGAUGAAAAAAGAACCAUUAAGUCCUGAGCACAACCAUAUAGAGACAAAGGCAGAAGUAAAACCACCUUUUCUGCUCUCUGGAAAGUUUUCUGACCCAGGAAAGCUACAACUGAUCAAAUCUAAACUGGGACCUUCACUUCAAUCCAAACUCCAGGGUAUUGCAAAGCAGCAGUCUGACUGUAACAUUACUAAUGUGUCAUCUGAACAACAGUCAAUCCUUGACAGAUCUUCCAUAGAACAUUGUGAGAAUUUUGCUGAGUAUGAAGUCGUGGACACCUCAAUACCCCUGUCAUCAGAUGUUAAGAGGAGUGAAAAGCAGGUCAAAAAUUUGCCUAGUUCUAUUAAAUCUGAUGACAGUGAAAAUAGUGACAAUGUUCCUCUCUCCAUUUUAAAAGGCCAGCUAAAAAGAAAACAAAAGUUGAAACAUACAGAUAUUUGUGACAUUAACAUAAGUGAAAACUGUCCUGUUGGCUCCAGUUUGGAUUCAUCAAAACCGCUUAGAAAAACAAAGCCGAAAGCAGCCAGUUCUCAAGUGAACUCAGAUUUGAGGAUAGUGGAACCAAUUUCAGAUGUGAUUGUCAUUUCUGAUACAGAGUCUAUAGAGAAUGAUGACACUUCAGUUUCCUGGAAAAAAGAAACUGAAUGCUUGUUUAGAAAGGAAAUUGUUACUUUAAAGUGUGAUUCUCCUAAUCAAGCUGAUACUGGAAAGAAUUCAAGUUACACUGAUGAUAUAAGUGAGUAUGACUCCCAGUUAUUUGAAUUUGAAACUCAGGAUGAUAUGUUUUCGGAAUGGACUGAUUCUCAGAUCGGUUCUGGUGAACUGGCUUCUGCAACUAAAGAAACCAGUCCAGGAAGUAGUAAACCAAAGAUGAGUCGUGGUACAAAACCAUGUAGUACAUUGGGGUAUGAUACAGAUCCUAUUUCUGAUGAGAAUUUAGAAAAUGUCCUUUUGCGAAUUGAAGAACAGCAGAAAAAGCAGACUGAUGCUGUAGUGCCAAAGAGAAAUUAUGGUAAAGGAACCACUUCUACAGCUAAAGCUUCCUUUAUAAAAAAUGGUGAAGGAAAUACAUUUAAGAAGGGAUUGGGGAUACUUGACAAAACAGAAAGGGAAACAGAGAAAUCUUUGAGUACUAUUGGUUCUAGGCAAACUCUCUCUUCCAGAACCCCUGCUAUCGUUCCUCCUAAGAAAGAGCGAAAGCCCGUGGAGCCUGUCUCCCCUGCAGAGAAGCUGGGUUUGAUAAAGAGAAAACGUAAAGCCUUUGAGUUUUCUCAGAGAUCCACGGCAUGUAUUAAAAAGCUGAGAAAGCAUGGGCAAGGGGUGCAUGUGGAGCAGAAGCAGUGGACUCAGAGAGGAAAAAAGUCAAAGUUGAUCACUCCUCAGAAACUGAACAUCAGAGGUCAUAGAAAGUUACUAGCUUCUCAAGAUUUACAAUAUUUCAGGCAAAGUAGAGGAAAACUUCAUUCACUGCAUAGCGAAGCUGAAAAUAAGCUAACUGCAGAACGGGGACCUAUGGAAACAAAAUUGCCAAAGAUUUCAAAUACGAAGAUCCAUAUUCCGAAGCCAAACGUGGCUGACGGCGAGGAUGUUUUUUUACCCUCGCUUCCAUUAAGGCAUGAUCCUAUGACUGACGGAGGAGCAAGAACUGCGGGUCAAAGCUUACAAGAUAAGCCAUCUUUCUCAGAAAUAAAUUCCACUGAAUCCAGACCAAGCUCAUCAACUAUCAUAGAAGAUGAAAACCUUCAUGCUGAUCAAGUACAGUCAUCAAAAUCUUUGCUGACUAAUUCAUUGAUUGAUGCUAUUACAAGUACUGUUAAUAAUAAAUGCGAUGAUAUGAGCAUUGCUCAAGAAGAUGGUGAUACUUCAGAUCUCACACAAAAUGAUCCUGUGGAUAUGGAGAUAUGUUCACAAAUGGAGGAAGAGGAUGAUAUUUUCCUAACACAGAGAGACCCAGUAGACAUGGACAUUGACCUUGAAAGUCAAAUCUGUCCAGAGAACAAGUCAGAGGAAAGAGUAUCUACAUCUCAUCCAGGUGAUGACCACAUCUUCUUGAAGCCUGGUAUCUCGCCUUCACCAUUGAAAAAAUCCAAGCCCCCCACCACGAAGAUAUAUGCUUCAAGUUCUAGAAGUGAAACUUUAGUCCAAGAAAUGAAGAAGACUGCUUCUAAACCACUGCCUGUUGGGGCCAAGAGCAAGAUUCGCCCUUCAUUGCCUGUAAAAAACACAAGCACACCUCAGUCUGACUCCAGCCUGUUUCGACAGCUUGUGCCUUUGACGACCCCGGUUUCACUCCGCCCCCACUCGUUCCAGAGUGGUCCUGUUGGCUCUUCUCUGCAAGUCCCUACAUACAAGACAUAUGCAAGACCCGAGGCUCCAGUUGUCAAAGCUAUGCCACAUAAUGACACUGGCCCCAAGUUUGAUCAGGCAUAUCUCAUUAAGGCAAUACUGAAAUGGAACUAUGAGAUGUUUUUUAGUUAUUCCCAGUUUGGAAUUCCAUCAGAUUUGUGCCAUUUCCAGCUUAAAGAAGUUGCCAACAACUACAGAUCUUAUGAUGAGUACUUUGGGACCUUCUACCCUUUGUUACUGAUCAACACUUUUGAAGAGCUUGUUAAUGAAUGGAUGAAAAAUUCAGAUACAGGAAGAAUUCAGCAGCAUUUACAGGUCAUUGGGAUUGAAUACAGCAAUCGACUUUGCAGUGCCAGUUUUACAGCCUGCCUUCAGGACCAGGAUGCAAAAUAUCAGCAGUACCCCAAGGAAGAUGACCUGGUCAUAUUGUGGCUUCCUCAAAACAAGAGUGCAUGCCCUUACGAUAUGCCCCACCUGCAAGAACCCCAAGCUCAUUUUGGCUGUGUUUCCCGAUCUAACCUGAUAAGUGGGGUCAAAAACAUUCUGAACAUCACCAUCCAGACUUAUGGCAAUGUGUCAUCUGUCAACAACCAGUCUGUAAAGUGUGAACUGGUAGGUUCCUUGGUGAGCGCCAUCCGGGAGUUCAAGGCCCUGUGCUUCUUGAAGAACAAUCCCAUGGUCAGAGCACUCCUUGUGCCCCAUGUCACCUUUUUCCGACCGGGACCGGACAGGAUUUUGAACCUCAGUUUACCUGACUACAACCCCGAGCAAAUAAAGGCCAUCAGUUGUGGGCUGUCUGUUGUGAGGGGGCAUGACCGGACUCCGAAGAUCUGCCUUAUCCAUGGUCCCCCAGGAACAGGCAAGAGCAGAACCAUUGUAGGUCUGCUACAAAGACUCUUCUCAGAGGGUGUGGAAAACCUUCGUUCUACAAGCAGCUGCCAUACCAGAGCACCUAAGCUCCGGGUCUUGUUGUGUACGCCAUCUAAUGCUGCCAUAGACAGCCUAAUGAAGAAGAUCAUUCUGGUGUUCAAGGACAGCUGCCGAGACCGUCAGAACCCACAGGGUAACUGUGGGGACAUUAAUUUAGUACGGCUUGGGCUGGAGAAGACAAUUUCAAAACAUUUAAAGCCUUUCAGCCUUGACAACCAGACAAGAUCCAGAACUCGAAAAGCACAACAUGGGCAUGAUGUAGAUAUCCAGCGCAAAGAGCAGCUUGAUCAAUGCAUUGAGGUUCUCUCACAGAAGGUUGCAAUGGUGGAAAAGGGCACUGAGAUGUUUCAGAAGCUGACAGAUGAGAAAUACAAACUGCUAAAAGAACGAGAGCAACUCGGUCGACGGCUGAGAGAGACCCGCAGCAGAAGGCAGGAGACACAGGCAAAGGUGCUACAGGAUGCCCACAUCAUCUGUUGCACCCUGAGCACCAGCGGGAGCGUGCUCCUAGAGUCUGCCUUCCGGCGCCUCGGCCACAAACCCUUCAGCUGCGUCAUCGUAGAUGAGGCGGGACAGGCUACAGAAACUGAGACACUCAUCCCUCUUCUGUACCGCUGUCCUGCCCUGAUUCUGGUGGGAGAUCCAGAACAGCUGCCGCCUACUGUUGUGUCACAGACAGCAAAGGAGAAGAGAUAUGACCAGUCUCUGAUGGCUCGUCUGCGGAAGUGCCUCCAUGGCAUGGGGAAAGGGAACCCCCAGAUGAACAACCCCGUCAUAUUCCUUAACCGCCAGUACCGCAUGCACCCAGACAUCUGCGAGUUCCCCUCCAAGUAUAUCUACAACAGAGAGCUCAUGACUGAUGAUGAAACGGCACAGAAGAGGUGCGCCGUUAACUGGCCCUUCCAGCCCUACAGACUCUUUGACGUAACAGAUGGUCGUGAGGUCAAGGAUGGCGACUCAUUCUACAACCAAAAGGAGGUGAGGCUGGUGAGGUUCCUCCUCAAGCUGAUUGCAGAGAAGCAGGUGGGCAAGGUGGGGGUCAUCACGCCGUACAAUGCACAGAAGCACAGGAUUCUGGACUCCAUCAGCGCCGAGUGGGGCAGAGAGGAAAACCGGAACUUUCAGGUGGAAGUCGACACAGUGGAUGGGUUCCAGGGCAGAGAAAUGGACUGUGUAAUUGUGUCCUGUGUGAGAGCAAGUAGUGAGUUAGGCUCAAUUGGGUUUCUUGGGAAUCGUCAGAGAUUGAAUGUGACAAUAACAAGAGCAAAAUCCAGCCUGUUCAUACUGGGCCACCUACGGACGCUUAAGGAACAGAAAGACUGGGGUGCUUUGAUUGACGAUGCCUGCAAGAGGGGCACCAUCAUAAAGACUAGUGAGAAUUACUUCAGGAAACAUGCAAUGCAGAUCUUCAAGCCGGAAGGUCUAAGAGGUUUAUCCUCAAAGGUGCCGAGCUUGCCCUUUAGAGUCGGCAGCGCAGAGGGUGGCCCUUUCCGCCAACGUGCUGAAAGCAUGUGUGCUGCCACCACCUUCGCUGGCCGUGCUGAGGAUCGGCCUGCUCCCAUCCAUAGCCACCGAAUGUCAGACCCUCUGCCCCUGUGUGAUGUCAAGAAGGCAUCGGCCCCUGCUCAGCCCCCUGUGAGGCCUACUGCAGCUGAGCGACCCCGGGACCCUCGUCUGUCUGUGUGGACUGAAACAUCAACUGUCUGGCCACCCCAUACCAGGUCAGAGGGUCAUGACGAUGCUGUGUCCCCUCAGGAUCCUGCUCCACUCCCCCAGGACCCUUCCCCAGCACCUGUAGUGCAGUGCAGGAAAGAACCAUCCCACUUCUCUGGAUAUUCAUCUAGCAGGGAGAGACACCAGCAACCCCAGCAGAGGUCAUAUGAGUGGGGUUACAGGGAUCCACGUCAGAGUGGACCAGACAGGCAGACCUCAUCCGGCUCAUCCUACCCCUCCCAGUAUCCCUAUUCCCAAAUGAUAAAGCGAUCUUCCGAUAGCCAAUAUACUGCAGCCCCCUCCGCCAAGAGGCAGAAGUGACUUUUUAAAUUUAAAAAAAAAAAAAAUGUUUUCUCCUUCAGUGAUUUGUCUUCCAGUUGGCCAGAAUUUGAGGUAGUCAUCUUCCGUGCGUGGGUUGCAGUGACUGCUUGGACUCUUUGAGUUGUACAUAUAUGCAACAGAAAUACUUUUGCACGACUGCAAAACCUCCGUUCUCCAAAAAGCAUUUCUGUCCGUUUCUUAGUUUUUGGCAUCCUUUGGUGGGACCUGUACCUUGACAUCGCACAGCCUAGAAACAUUUUCCUUUGCAAGAAAUGCCCCACAUUAACUUGUAGCCAAACACCAACAGAUGGCAGUUAAUGAAAAAUUUAAGAGAUUUGGUAUUACAUUAAAAUGAGUAUUUCAUAUCUGAAGAACUGCUUUAAUACAUAUUAGGCAUAAAUACUGAUUUAACAAAUAUGACAUUUAUUGACCUUAAAUUUAUGCCUCCGUAGCUAAAGUUCCCUUUAAUUAUUGGAUUUUUUUUGAUUGUGACUCGGCCCUUUACGACCUGGUUUAAGUGUAUUUUCAUGUGUCUUUUU
This is a messenger RNA of Scleropages formosus (Asian bonytongue), 7934 nucleotides long. It is a transcript of the gene setx, whose product is annotated as senataxin. Gene Ontology annotation, biological process: termination of RNA polymerase II transcription. NCBI's taxonomy places the organism in Eukaryota, Metazoa, Chordata, Actinopteri, Osteoglossiformes, Osteoglossidae. Bases 139 to 7395 code for a protein of 2418 amino acids. The record is from RefSeq and is a predicted model, not a curated record. The transcript is spliced from 25 exons. Gene Ontology annotation, cellular component: nuclear body. Gene Ontology annotation, molecular function: helicase activity; transcription termination site sequence-specific DNA binding.